Drosophila kikkawai is the source of this 1549-nucleotide messenger RNA. RefSeq lists its product as uncharacterized. The record is from RefSeq and is a predicted model, not a curated record. Lineage: Eukaryota; Metazoa; Arthropoda; Insecta; Diptera; Drosophilidae.
GUAGCAGGAGCAACAGUUGACACAGUUGAAAAGUUCAGAAAAACAUAUAUUCAGCACAGUUCCAAACUGUUUUUUCAACGGCAUUUUAAAGAUACGCCAUCGACGGAAGACAACACAACCCGCGCCUUAAUCCCGAGGACACCCAGAGAGGCUGUAGUACACACCGUCAUGAAGCCCGACAUCCUGACACUGUGCAUCCUAGCAACCGCGAUCCUGGCCAGCGGGACGCGUCACGUAGCCGGCUUCCUCACCGCAUCCGGGCAAUCCUCUGCCAAUGUUCCCAAAGUUGAGGGUGGAGAAGACCUACUCCCGGGCAAUGUUGUUGCAUCGGCGCCGCAGCGCCUCCACUUGCCCCCCAUUUUCGGACGGCACGGACCAUCGGAUGUCCAGGAUAUUCAGAAUGUCCAGGAGACGCAGGAGCGAGCUGUUUACGAUCCCGGCGAUGAAUUGCUACGCGCCCAGGAGCUGGGAUUGGGAGUGCUGGGAGUUCCGCCGCCUCUGGCCACCGAUUAUGCCGACGCCGUUUACAACGAACUCCAAAUGGCAAGCAACAAGUUCGAGGUUCUCAAGAAGAUGGAGGAGGAUUUGCGGGCUGAGCAGGAACUGGUGGACAAAUCCGCUUUGCUCAUGAAAAUGCUAGAGGAUCCCUCCCUGGAAACUCUACCCCUCGUCUACGUGGAGGAAGAGGAACCGGAGCCUGCUGGUUCUGAGGAUUAUGCUGACUUGGAGAAUGCCGUUCAGGAUUUGGUUUUGGGCCAGAGCAAGCCCAAGCGUUCUCGUUAUUAUCGCCGGUAUCCCUGGAAGCGCCACAACAAGAAUCGCGGCAACUAUGAACCGGAGCUGCGUUAUGCCUGCACGCCCAGCAAGGAGGACAUAUUCAAGCUGCUGGUGAAUCUUCACGAGAAUCGCAAGGGCAAUCACAGCAAGACGGUCAACUUCUGCAAUCGUAAGCGUCCUGCCAAGGCGGUCUUCACCAACAUACGCUUCCUGGGCUAAGGGACAGUCGAAGGACACUCUUCACACAGACACAGACAGGGCACUAAGACGGACUCUCAAACACACACAUAUGUAUACCAAGCCUCAAUUGUACAUUUGCUGACCAAGUCGAGCGCCAAAAAACCAUUCUGGAGAACAACAAGCACUAAAAAUUAGCCUAAACUAACUAACUAAUCCGCUGACUAAGCUAACCAGCUAAACGAAGUGAACUAAAAAUAAUACCUAGCGGAUGAUAGCCCCCUUGUAACUCUAAUUGUAGACAAUUAAAACUUUUAUAACUCUCUCUCAAUGUGUUGUAUAUAAAAAUAAACAAAGUUCCAGUAGUAGUCCUCUCCCCUUUGGUUUCGUUGUUGUCGUUGUGCUAAUCCCAGGAGUUAAUUACCACUAAAAACGUUGCCAUAUCAUUAACAAAGUCUCGUAACGUCGUCUCACUCGGUCCAUGACAUUAGAGUAUUGUGCACCAUGAAGGGGAAGUUUAUAGUAAAUGGAAUUCUAUAUCAAUGUGUACAUACGAGAAUAUUGAAAUAAUCAUUAUAAUAUAUACAUGUUUAUU